CUUCUCUUCCCCUUUUCAUCUCCCUUCCUUCUCCUUCCGUCUUUCUCCAUCCUUGUUUGUUGGAAUUCGGAUAUAUUGAUCUUGUGUGGAUUUGACUGUGCUCCCUCGCUAUCCUGAUCUAUCCUACCUUCGAUCACCCAUCAUGCUCGGCGCGUUUCGCCGAUUCGGCGUCGCCCAUGCGGUGCGCGCUGCGUCCCCUCAGGCCCAGUCCGUCCGCUCGCUUCCUCAACGCGUGCAAUGGCGCUCUCCCUCGAUCGUUGCCAUCCCGAGAAUCGCUUGUUCGUCUUUCCAUUCGUCGUCGACUUUCCUUUCGGCCGCGGCAGAGGCUCAGGCCCAGCCCGAUGUCCUCGAUCCCGCCGUUCCGUCGCGACUCACGCACUUCUCCCAGCUGGCCGAAAAGGGCCUGGUUGAUCCGGAGAUCGUCCGAACUAUUAAUCAGAGGAUGAAGAUUGAGACCAUGACGGAUGUCCAAAGUCUGACCAUCCAGGAUAUCCUGCAAGGUGGCGAUGUCUUGGCGCACGCAAAGACGGGUACCGGAAAGACACUCGGAUUUCUCCUUCCGGUGAUGCAGAGAUUGAUGGAGGAUCCCUCGGUCGCCAGGUCCCCCCGCGGCGCGAUGAGGUCGAGAUCGCGCAACUCUCCUGUCGACAUCCGCUCCAUCAUCAUCUCGCCCACCCGCGAGCUGGCGGAACAGAUUGCCGCGGAAGCCACUAAGCUGGCCUUUGGCACGGGGCUCAAGGUGAAGACCGCCGUCGGUGGCACGCAGAAGAGGGCCGGAUUGCGGGACAUUCAGUACAACGGGUGCCACCUGCUGGUCGGCACCCCGGGCCGCCUGCAGGACAUCCUGUCCGACCCGUCGAGUGGCAUCACCGUGCCCAAGUUGUCGACCCUGGUGCUGGACGAGGCGGAUCGCCUGCUGGAUCAGGGAUUCGCGGAAGAACUCCUGAAGAUUCAGCAACUCCUGCCAGACCCCAGCCAAGUCGACCGCCAGACGCUUCUGUUCUCGGCCACGGUGCCGCGCGAGGUCAUGACCAUGGUCCGUCGCACCAUGAAGCCGAGUUUCAAGUUCAUCAAGACCGUGCGCGAGGAUGAAGUGCCCACCCAUCUCAAGGUGCCCCAGAAGGUGGUCCAUCUGGACAGCUACGUACACGAAUUGCCCGCCCUUCUCGAACUCAUCAAGACCGACAUGGCCCGCGCCCGCGCGGAUCCCACUGCGAUGCCCUUCAAGGCUAUUGUGUACUUCAACACCACGGCCCAGGUCAACCUGGCCUGCGAGGUGUUCAACCACCUCUCUGUCGACGCUGAAGGCUUUGGACCCCACCCGCUAGGCCGGAUGCCCAUCUACGAGAUCCACUCGCGCCUCACGCAGGGCAAGCGUUCGUCCGUGGCCAACUCCUUCCGCGCGGAUAAGGAGGCCAUUCUCUUCUCCUCGGACGUGACGGCCCGCGGCAUGGACUUCCCCAACGUGACCCACGUGCUCCAGAUGGGCGCCCCCCGGGAUGCGGAGACCUACGUUCACCGACUGGGUCGCACGGGUCGCGCGGAUAAAGCGGGCGAGGGCUGGGUCUUCCUCCACCACGGCGAGAGGGGACCCUUUACCAACAAGACUCAGGGCCUCCCGAUCACCAAGGACCGGUCCUUGGUCGCCCCCACCCUUGAAGUCGACCUGAUGGAGGCUGAAAGCGAGAACGCCGACAACGAGGCCCGCAACGUGGGUCUCGAGUCGAUGAGACAGGUGCGCCAGGCCAUGUCCCGUGUCGAUCUCCAAUUGCGAAGCAGCGCGUGGCGCGCCCACAACGCCGUCCUGGGCGGUUCUUUCCCGUCGGUCCGCGCCCGGAUUACAGCCAUGGAGGAACUCGGUCGCCACGGCCAUCUGUUCAAGUCUCUGCCCCGGUUCGAGGACAGUGGCUCGCGCGGCUCGCGCGGCGAGCGGGGUGGCAACCGUCGUUCCCGCGAUGACUCCUCAGCCCGCGGCGGCCUCUCGCGUACCUUUGGCGGCAACAGCCGGAUGAACGGGUCCCGCUACGACUCCGGUUCCAACGAGCGUUCCUACGGCCGCUCUCAAAGACCGUCUGGCUCGCGAUUCGACCAGCGAUCGUCCCGCUACGAUUACUAGAGCGCGCGCCGAUCCUCUCAUCUCACUUAAAGUCCCUAACAGCCACGGCGAGAUAUGAUUCCGCGUGACUCCCAAUAACGAGUUUUCUCGAUUUGCAUCAUUGACGGCGUUGAAUUGUGUUUUAGAAAAAGGAACCAGCCUUCUCUCCCUCUCUUCUCUUUUUUCUUAAUUGAAACGGUUGCGUUUGGCCCAGAGAGUCGAUCUUUCUGCGAACCCUGACGGUGUACAUGUACAUUAUAUUAUGUUUAUGCCCCCCUCCAGCCAGAUAUCUAUGCCAGGUCGACAUUGCUAGCGAUGGUUGCAGAAAUCUUGGCUUGUUAAUUAUUGUAUUUUUUUACUAUAUCUGGGUUUGGAUUGGAUGUUGCUUUUUCUUCUUUAUUAUUUCUUUCUUUUCCGGUGUAUUAUACGAAUCUUAUUAAAUUUUGAUCCUGCUUAUUUACUC
Messenger RNA from Aspergillus candidus, 2558 nucleotides. Its product is annotated as DEAD/DEAH box helicase. Gene Ontology annotation, cellular component: mitochondrion. Gene Ontology annotation, molecular function: ATP binding; nucleic acid binding. NCBI's taxonomy places the organism in Eukaryota, Fungi, Ascomycota, Eurotiomycetes, Eurotiales, Aspergillaceae. The record is from RefSeq and is a predicted model, not a curated record. The coding region runs from base 143 to 2116 and encodes 657 amino acids. The transcript is spliced from 2 exons.